Fulvia fulva is the source of this 2517-nucleotide messenger RNA. Its product is annotated as Negative regulator of differentiation 1. Gene Ontology annotation, biological process: mRNA splicing, via spliceosome. The transcript has a single exon. NCBI's taxonomy places the organism in Eukaryota, Fungi, Ascomycota, Dothideomycetes, Mycosphaerellales, Mycosphaerellaceae. Gene Ontology annotation, cellular component: cytoplasmic stress granule. Gene Ontology annotation, molecular function: mRNA binding. The coding region runs from base 1 to 2517 and encodes 838 amino acids. The record is from RefSeq and is a predicted model, not a curated record.
AUGCUCGGCAUGCAGUCUGGCGAGACGAUGUCUAAUGGUGCCAACUAUGGGCAUCGCCAGACUCAAUCAUUCGCCGUAAAGCCAUCGAUCAACUCCGACCUCAAUGGGUACGCGAAUGGAUCUUUCCACUCCCAUCAACCCUCCAUGGGCGGGUAUGGCGACCGACACCCGCAGCGAAACAACGUUCCGAACAUCAACACUGGACGAAUCCCGAGUAACAACUACAAUGGACAAGACAUGCAGACGCCCCAAACAGGCUACGACAUGAACUUCACACCUCUGCUUCCAUCGCAGUUGUUAAUGGGAAGCCCUUUCCAGCCCGGCUCGCCUUCGACCUUUCAAUCCCCUCAAUUCCAGAGCUUCUCUAGCUUCUCUCAGCAGCAAGGUGGGCCACGUCACCAACAGUAUCAGAGCAACAAUGCUUUCCAGCAUCAGCAGACAUCGAUCUCACCAAGCGCGUACCAGAGUCUGACCUCUCCUGCAGCCAUGGGCCCGGGCUCGUACUUUGGUAGCAUUCAGUCGCCGACGACUGGUUUCAAUGCCCUGACUGGAGCCAGCAUGGCAGGGUACGGUGGACCAAUGCAGAUGGGACCGGGCAUGAUGUCUGGAACGAGUCGUACUGUAUAUCUUGGCAACAUUCCUCCCGAGACGUCUGCAGAGGAGAUCCUGAGCCACGUCCGCAGUGGGCCGAUUGAAUCCGUUCGUCUGCUCCCUGACAAGAACUGUGCUUUCAUCUCGUUCUUGGACGGAAGCUCCGCAACUCAUUUCCAUUCGGAUGCGAUCUUGAAGAAGCUGUCGAUCAAGGGCCAGGAUAUCAAGAUUGGCUGGGGCAAGCCCUCAUCGGUUCCGACUUCUGUUGCACUCGCUGUGCAGCAGUCGGGCGCUUCUCGAAAUGUCUACCUGGGAAACCUGGGCGAGGAUAUGUCUGAAGAAGAGCUUCGCGAGGAAUUAAGCAAGUUCGGACCCAUUGACACUGUGAAACUUGUCCGGGAGAAGUCGAUUGGAUUCGUGCACUUCCUUUCGAUCGGAAAUGCGAUCAAGGCGGUCACUUUGCUUCCACAGGAGCCCAAAUGGCAGGCACCACGACGUGUGUACUACGGAAAGGAUCGAUGUGCCUAUGUCUCCAAGACCCAGCAGCAAAACGCGGCGCAAUACCUUGGAAUCGCCCCUGGGUACGCUCACGUCUUGAAUGGCGCAGAUCGGGAUCUGAUCACCAACGCUCUGGCACAGCAGUCUGUAGCUGCAGCGGCCGUGGCCACAACCGCUGGUGGUGUGAACAACUUGGGCAACCGCACAGUCUACCUUGGCAACAUCCACCCAGAGACGACGAUCGAAGAGAUUUGCAACGUGGUCCGUGGUGGACUGCUUCACCACAUUCGCUACAUCCCCGACAAGCACAUCUGCUUCGUGACAUUCAUCGACCCAACGGCAGCCGCAUCGUUCUACGCCCUGAGUAACCUGCAGGGACUGAUGAUCCACAACCGCCGACUCAAGAUCGGUUGGGGUAAGCACUCGGGUGCACUCCCACCAGCUAUCGCUCUGGCUGUUUCUGGUGGUGCUUCUCGCAAUGUGUAUGUCGGCAAUCUUGACGAGUCGUGGACGGAGGACCGCCUGAGGCAGGACUUCCAGGAGUAUGGCGAGAUCGAGCUCGUCAACACCUUGCGCGAGAAGAGUUGUGCUUUCGUCAACUUCACCAACAUUGCAAAUGCCAUCAAAGCGAUCGAGGCAGUCAGAGGAAAGGAGGAGUACAAGCGCUUCAAGGUCAACUUUGGAAAAGACCGCUGCGGCAACCCACCUCGACAAGUUGUUAACGCGCAGCAGAUGCAACAGCGUGAACAACAGCAGCAACAUGAGAACGGCCUGAACUCUUCAUCACCAGUGAAUGGUCUUGCCCCAAGCAGAACCCAUAACUCCAUCUCCCCCGCGAGUUCUGGUCCCUCGAAUGGUGGUUACAACCCAGCACAUGGGCCAACUGCAUCAACAAUCUUCAACAACGGCGGCAACAACCCUCUAACGCUGUACCUAGCAGCCACGCAACAGAGCGCACAAGCAGCCGCGGAGCAACAAGCACACCAAGCCUUCCUCCAGCGCCAAGACACUCUGAGCCCCUCCGACUUCGAGCAGCUGUCCCUACACCCCUCCGCCUACCAGCAGUCUCAGGGCCAAUCCUCCCUAAUGUCCAGCCAACAAGCUUUCUACGAUACCCCGAACGAAGUAACCGCCCCACGAUCCGGCGGUCUCGAACCUCCCUCCCAACACUACAGUCACGGCAGCCACCAGUCGGUGAACAUCACCAACGGCGCCCCCAUGAACUCCUACUCCAACGCCGCAAGCCAGAGCACCCAACAAGCCCAGCACCGCCGCGGUGUCAGUCUGCCAGCUUUCUCACUGCAGCAGGCACAGCAAGCAGAGCAGAGCGGCAACUUGGCCGGUCUAGGCGGCUACAGCCCCGGCGGCUAUGGGCUAGGCGUGUCCGAGGGCACAUUACCCGGCUGGGCAGAGGAGGAAGUCGCAUAG